Molecule: messenger RNA, 804 nt
Organism: Aspergillus alliaceus
Lineage: Eukaryota; Fungi; Ascomycota; Eurotiomycetes; Eurotiales; Aspergillaceae
Product: SDR family NAD(P)-dependent oxidoreductase
Exons: 4
Coding region: 1-804 (267 amino acids)
Molecular function (GO): oxidoreductase activity, acting on the CH-OH group of donors, NAD or NADP as acceptor
Source: RefSeq, a predicted model, not a curated record
AUGCCUCUCCCCCAAAUCCUAGUUGGCAAAGUCGCCGCCAUUACAGGCGGUUUAACUGGAAUCGGAAGGGCAAUCGCCCUCGAAUACCUCCGCCACGGCGCAAAAGUAGCCAUCAACCACCUCGGCGGCGCCCAAGAGGACCCCCUUCUCGAAGCCCUGCACAAGGAUGUCUCCAAAAUCACCGGCGCCAACUCCAACAGCUUCCUCGCCGUCGCUGGCGACGUCACUCAGCCCGAAACUGGACGGGACUUCAUCGCCAAAACAGUCGCGGCGUUCGGCCGCUUAGACGUCUUCGUGAGCAAUGCCGGCGUGUGUAGAUUUGAGGAGUUUUUAGAGGUCGACCCUUCCCUUCUCGGUCACACGUUAUCUACCAAUCUCUCUGGGGCUUUCUAUGCUACGCAGGCGGCGGCACGACAGAUGGCGCUGGCGCAGUCGCCGCCCGGGGGGUCGAUUAUUGGGAUCAGUUCGAUUUCGGCGCUGGUUGGUGGGGCCCGGCAAACGCAUUAUACGCCUACUAAGGCUGGGGUUUUGAGUCUUAUGCAGUCUUCUGCAGUGGCGUUGGGGAAAUAUGGGAUUCGGUGCAAUGCGCUGCUGCCGGGGACGAUCCGGACGCAGCUGAACGAUGAGGAUAUGAGUGAUCCAGUGAAGAGGGAAUAUAUGGAGGGGAGGAUACCUUUGGGGAGACUCGGUCAGCCGCUGGAUUUGGCGGGGCCGGCGGUGUUUUUGGCAUCUGAGGAGUUGAGUGGUUAUGUGACGGGGGCACAGCUUCUUGUGGACGGUGGACUGUUUGUAAAUCUUCAGUGA